Molecule: messenger RNA, 950 nt
Organism: Parathielavia appendiculata
Lineage: Eukaryota; Fungi; Ascomycota; Sordariomycetes; Sordariales; Chaetomiaceae
Exons: 2
Coding region: 276-776 (166 amino acids)
Source: RefSeq, a predicted model, not a curated record
UUAGAAAUGAUACCUUGAGUAAUCAAUUGUGGUCGUGAGAUUUUGCACUCAUCAGACCCCUUCCUCAACGGCCCAGAUUCAAGGAGCUCAGCUACCUUAUGCCGUUCCCCGCGCUUGCCCCUCCAUUUCAUUCACACUGGCCCCCUCCUUCACUGGAUUAAAGCUUCCAAAUUUCGUCUGGGUCAGUACACCACAUUGGCCUUCGGUAGGUCAAUUCCUUCGUUCAGACCAAGAACAAGUAAACAACCGCUCAAGAGCUCUUCCAUACAACAAACAUGACCAUGAUCCCGCCAGAGACACCAAACGAGCACCUCCACCGCUGCUGGCGCGAGCAAUACUGCUCCUCCUGUCUUACCCAACCAAGUUGCUCCUGGUGCCCUUUCACCCAAGCCUGCGUCCCCAACGCGCACCCCAUCUCGUUACUCGCACCCGCCUACGACCAGCAGAUCUGUCCGCAUUGGUCUGAGCGAUGGGAGAUCAGGACACAGCCGUUUGGGUGUCAGGUGUCGAGCAUUACGAGCCUGAGUGUGUUGGUGGCGGUAGCGGCGACGUUGGUUGUUGUGGGGUUGGUUUGGACAGUUGCUGUGAUCUGGCGGCGAGCAAAGAGUCGAUUGUGGGCUGAGAGUUGGACCUCUCGAUGGAGGGCUUGGAAGAGCAAGUGGGAUGAUGGAGUCGGUGUGAAAUGGGUGUUGUGGAGGGGUGAGGGCGGGGAUGGAGGUGGUGAGAGGGUUGAGAGAGUUGGAGAGGAGGAGCCAUUGUUGGGGUCAGUUUCGUAACAUUGAAUUAGGUACAGUAGUUUAGGUGGUCAUCACAGGUACGGGCUAGUAAGGCGUCUGGUCAUGUUGUGGUAUUGUUAUUACAUAGUAUGGGGCGUGGUGUCACCCGGAGCUGACUGGAGGAAUGAUGGCAACCUCGUCGCCUUCUUGUAUCACAAUUUCAUCCUUGUCCUC